AUGCUGAAAGCUAUACAGAUUCUUGGUUCAUCUUCAUUUGGGUUCGUUUCCCUUCCUUGCAGAUUUAAGAGGAAGCCGCAAGCAAAUUGUGACCUCUAUUUCUUAUCAAGAAAACCCAUAAAAGCAUCAAAUUUAUCGUCAUUAAGAUCAAAAGCAUCUUCUUUUGCUUUUCGGAUUCGCUCCCACAUUCAUUCCGAUUCAAACCCGUAUGGUGCUUCAUCUUCUUCCUCUACAUCCACACCAGUUCAAUCAACUGGUAUUCGUAAGAUCAAUUUCUGCCAGUCGUGUGGUGGCCGAACAAAGCAUGAGAUACCUGAUGGGGAGGAGAAGAUGAGGGCUAUUUGCACAUCAUGUGGGAAAAUUAUUUAUGAGAACCCGAAAAUGGUUGUGGGUUGCCUCAUCGAGCAUGAAAACAAGAUACUACUGUGCAAGCGGAAGAUUCAUCCAUCAUUUGGCCUUUGGACACUUCCUGCUGGUUACAUGGAGAUUGGGGAGUCUGCUGCUGAAGGAGCAAUUAGGGAAACCUGGGAGGAGGCAAAUGCAGAAGUGGAAGUUUUAUCACCAUUUGCUCAUUUGGACAUCCCUCUUAUAGGCCAAACAUAUAUUAUUUUCUUGGCCAAGUUGAAGAGACCCCACUUUUCACCGGGCCCAGAAUCUUCAGAUUGCCAGCUUUUUGCUCUUAAUGAUAUUCCUUUUGAUUCUUUGGCAUUUUCGUCAAUGCUGGUCACCUUACAACUGUACAUUGAAGAUACAAAAGUUGGAAGACCCAUGUUUCACUAUGGCAUCAUCAAUAAAAGGCCCGGUACAAGCCCUUCUGAGAUUCAUGCCUAUACUCUCGAUCAUCAUCUGAAAUCUUGA
Fraxinus pennsylvanica is the source of this 858-nucleotide messenger RNA. NCBI's taxonomy places the organism in Eukaryota, Viridiplantae, Streptophyta, Magnoliopsida, Lamiales, Oleaceae. The record is from the annotation of a GenBank genome assembly.